GUGGCUGUUGACUAGCCCCUCAAACUGAGUAGAGCAGAAAUAUCUGCAGAUAUAUGUGCGGGUCGAUGUGUAUGGGGUGUGGGUAUGGAUGAGUGGACAGAUGGAAGGAUGGGUAAGUGUUUGGAUGGACUAAUGGAUAAAUAAAUAGAAGGUUGCAUGGAUCAAUGAUGGAUAGAUUAGGAAAUAAAUGGACGGAUGGAUAGGUGAUGGGAUGAAUAAAUGGAUAGGCGGGUUGGUAGGUGGAUAGGUAGGAUUGACAGGUGCAAAUGUAGGUGGACAGAUGGAUGACUAGGGGAAUGUGGAUGGAUGAGUGGGCAGAUGGAUGAGCUAAUGAAUGAGAAGAAAAAGGUGGAUAAAUGAUGGGCAAGGGCUAUGGAUGGACAGACAGAGGAAGUUACAUAUGAAUAGGCUGGUGAAUAGUUUGGUAGAUAGGGUAAAUAUACAAAUGGAUGAGUGAGUGGGUGGGUGAAGGGAUGGAGAAAUGGACAAAUCGGGAGUGUGAUGAGUUUGCAAAUGGAGGGUUACAUGGAGAUAAAUUGAUUGAAAGGCUAUAAUUGGCCCUGCAAUACUGCUCUCCAGCACCACACAGCCUUCAUUACUAAAAAGGAGCCCUCUGCGCCAUGCCCUGUGCAUCUCCUUUCACAUCACUCCAUGUAUUGCUCCCAGUGACACCAUCAAGUUGGGGUAACUCUCCAUCUGACAAAUGAGGAAACUAUGCAAGUCACUUGCUCAAGGACACGGCAAGUCAGCAAAGCUGGGGUUUGAACCCAUCCGCACCAGAGGCACUUGGUACCUAGUGCUCUUGCCACAGGAGCAGAGCUCUCUAGGGGAGAACAUGAUAUGAGGCUCUAGAAUGUGAACAGAUGAAGGAGACUGCCCCUUAGAGGGGGGCCUGUCUGGGAAAGAACCUGGUAUGGGGGUAGAAUCUCCCUUGUCCCCAGCUGCACUCUCACCCCCCCAUUUCACAUUUGAAAACAGGAAGAUCGUACUUCAGUCCCAGCAGUCCUGGUUAGAGCUGGGCUUUAAUCUGUGGCCCCCAGCAGCUUUGGGGGCCUGGCCAUCUACAGAAAUGUUCCCCACCAGUACCCCUUCAUCCACCCCUUCUCCAGCCUUGCGGGGGUGGGGCAGGGAGGGGACACAGCGCUGCAUCAUUCCCUGUGGCACUCCACUCUAGGGCCAUUAAAUAGACGCCUCUUCAUUGAUCGCAUCUGCUAAGUGCUGAUUCAGACGGUGGGGGUGGGGGACCCAAGGGGCAGGGGUGUAGGAGCUGGGCAGGAAGAGGGGUGAGCCCAGGAAGGAGGUGGGAAGAACUGGCAAAGCUCCCCACCACCCCCAUUUUCCAGAUGACGCGACUGAGGCCCAACCAGCUUUGUAGGAGGCGGAGUCUCCCCAGGGUCCCUCUCAGGCAGUCCUAGGGGAAGGGGCUCUGCGAGCCAAGAGGCCCCUCCCUGCCUCUCCAUCUUCCGGCUAGCUCAGAGGGGCGGGGAGAGAGCCAGAGGAGGAGGAGAGAUUGGGCAGCUCUGCAGAGGGGGGCAGGAGCUCCGGUGUUUGGUACCCCCAGCCCCUCCGCUGUUGCCGCUGCUGCAGUGGGGACACAGGUGAGGUUGGCCCUGUGGGAAGUGGGAGGGGGCCACCAACAGCGUCCUUGCCCUUCCCUGGUCCAGUCCGCACGCCCUUGCCCAUCCUGGGACAGUCCCCCGGGGUCCUGCUGGACCUCGUCCUUCCAGAACCUCCUUCCAGGGACCCAGCCCCCUCCCCUGUCUGUGCUGCCUUCACCCCCAGGCCUGGCUGUGGCUGCUUCUCCUCUUUUUCCUCUAACUGCUGCUGCUGCUACUGCUGCUGCCCAGCGAACACCAUCAGCCCCCCGGGGUGUGGUUUCCCAGACCAGCCCCCAAGAGUGGGAUGCGGUCUUAUCUUGGCCCCCCUCCUCAGCCUCCUGCAAGGCCCAGCAGCCCCGCUUCCUGGAGACACACCCAACUCCCUUACAACAUCCCACUCCAACCUCCGACCCACUUUGGAGAACACCCCCUCUUCCUCUUAGUCUUUUUCAAUCCUCUGGGUGCUCUGGGUCUGUGUGUAACUUCCUUCCAAUUGAGCUCCAGUCCCACAGGAUUCCCCAAGCCCCUUUUCUGUCCCUGGAACUCUUAUGAGGAUAGACCACGCUUUCUCAAACCCUUAGGUAUCCCUCUCUCCCUGACACCUCUUAGCCUCUGAAAAAAUAACCUAACCCCUUAUGUACCAUAUCAGAUACCCCACUCAUUUCUCUAGACCCACUAGGGACCCCACCUCUCUUUCAUUCUCCAGAACUACUUUAAAAUGUAGACACCCCCCAGGCUAUUCUUGGCAGCUCUAGGCACUCCCAAGACACCUCUCAGCCUCUUUACAACCUCUUGGCUCUGUAGACCUUCAUUAGAUGUAUCAACCCUUUUCCUAGGUCCAAGAAGGGUCUCCAACCUCCUUAUCUUUCCCCAGAGGUCUUCAGAGUGCGGACCACCUUCCUCACCUUUCUCACUCCCCCCGCUAAAACCCUUGUCCAGACACUUUCAGCCUCUUUCAAAUACCUCUACCCUUCUGGGCCCAUUUCUACCCUUCUGGAUGCCCCAAUCCUCUCUCCAACUGAUAAGUAGUUCUAGUCCCUCCUUCCUUUCCUCAGAACUCCUGAGAAUGUGGACAGCUCCCUAGUGUUUCUUGCUCCCACUAGAUACUCCCAGAUAUCUCUCAGGCACAUGUAGAUCCAUAUCAGUCUCUCUAAAUGCUCCCUCAGAUCCUUCUCUAUCCCCUCUAGACGCCCCUUCUCUGCUCCUUUCCAUAUCCCCUACCCCCUUUUCAGUCCCUCAAGACAUCCCCCAGGUCCCUCCCAGACCCUGUAAAUGGCCCCCAAGCUCCUGCCCCUGUCUCUAGUUCCUCCUCCAGGUUCCUCUUGGCAUCUCUAGACAUCCCCAGUUUCCUUGUGCGAGUGCCCCAGGUCCCCUCCAAGCCCCCACCAUCCUGGAGACAGCCACAUUCUCCUAAAGGCCACCGCCCCCAAGUCUCGGAGGGCCUGGGGUAAGCGGCAGGAUGGCGGCAGGCGUGGCCACGUGGCUGCCUUUUGCACGGGCUGCUGCAGUGGGCUGGCUGCCCCUGGCCCAGCAGCCCCUGCCCCCAGCGCCAGGGGUGAAGGCAUCUCGAGGAGAUGAGGUUCUGGUGGUGAACGUGAGCGGAAGGCGCUUUGAGACCUGGAAGAACACACUGGACCGCUACCCAGACACCCUACUGGGCAGUUCAGAGAAGGAAUUCUUCUACAAUGCUGAUUCGGGCGAGUACUUCUUCGAUCGCGACCCGGACAUGUUCCGACAUGUGCUGAACUUCUACCGCACUGGCCGUCUGCACUGCCCGCGGCAGGAGUGCAUCCAGGCCUUCGACGAAGAACUGGCCUUUUAUGGCCUGGUACCUGAGCUUGUUGGUGACUGCUGCCUGGAAGAGUACCGGGACCGCAAGAAGGAGAAUGCAGAGCGCCUGGCAGAAGAUGAGGAAGCUGAGCAGGCCGUGGACGGGCCAGCCUUGCGGGCUGGCAGCUCCCUUCGCCAGAGGCUUUGGCGGGCCUUCGAGAACCCACAUACGAGCACUGCAGCCCUCGUCUUCUACUACGUGACCGGCUUUUUCAUCGCCGUGUCAGUCAUCGCCAACGUGGUUGAGACCAUCCCGUGCCGCAGCCCCACGCGACGGCCUUCGAGGGAGCAGCCCUGUGGCGAACGCUUCCCGCUAGCCUUUUUCUGCAUGGACACGGCCUGUGUGCUCAUAUUCACGGGUGAAUAUCUCCUGCGGCUGUUUGCCGCCCCCAGCCGCUGCCGCUUCCUGCGGAGUGUAAUGAGCCUCAUUGAUGUGGUGGCCAUCCUGCCAUACUACAUUGGGCUCUUUGUGCCCAAGAACGAGGAUGUCUCUGGCGCCUUUGUCACCCUUCGUGUGUUCCGGGUAUUCCGCAUCUUCAAGUUCUCCCGGCACUCACAGGGCUUGCGAAUUCUGGGCUACACACUCAAGAGCUGUGCCUCUGAGCUGGGCUUUCUUCUCUUUUCCCUUACCAUGGCCAUCAUCAUCUUUGCCACUGUCAUGUUUUAUGCUGAGAAGGGCACAAACAAGACCAACUUUACUAGCAUCCCCGCAGCCUUCUGGUAUACCAUUGUCACCAUGACCACACUUGGAUAUGGAGACAUGGUGCCCAGCACCAUUGCUGGCAAGAUUUUCGGAUCCAUCUGCUCACUCAGUGGUGUCUUGGUCAUUGCCCUGCCUGUGCCAGUCAUUGUUUCCAACUUCAGCCGCAUCUACCACCAGAACCAGCGUGCUGACAAGCGCCGAGCACAGCAGAAGGUGCGUUCAGCAAGGAUCCGGUUGGCAAAGAGUGGUACCACCAACGCCUUCCUGCAGUACAAGCAGAACGGGGACCUUGAGGACAAUGGCAGUGGGGAGGAACAGGCAGUGUGUGUCAGGAACCGUUCUGCUUUUGAACAACAACAUCACCACUUGCUGCAUUGUCUAGAGAAGACAACGUGUCAUGAGUUCACAGACGAGCUAACCUUCAAUGAAGCCCUGGGUGCCGUCUCACUGGGUGGCCGUACCAGCCGCAGCACCUCUCUGUCCUCCCAGCCCGUAGGUCCUGGAAGCCUGCUAUCCUCUUGCUGCCCCCGCAGGGCCAAGCGCCGUGCCAUUCGCCUUGCCAACUCUACUGCCUCGGUAAGCCGUGGCAGCAUGCAGGAGUUGGACACUCUGGCAGGGCUGCGGAGGAGUCCUGCCUCUCAGAGUCGCUCAAGCCUCAAUGCCAAGCCCCAUGACAGCCUUGACCUGAACUGCGACAGUCGGGACUUCGUGGCUGCCAUCAUCAGUAUCCCUACCCCUCCUGCCAACACUCCAGAUGAGAGCCAACCUUCUUCUCCUGGUGGCAGUGGUGGUGGUGGGGCCAGCAGCAACCUCAGGAACUCCAGCCUGGGCACCCCUUGCCUCCUCCCUGAGACUGUCAAGAUCUCUUCCUUGUGAGGGGUGGGCCUGCCCAUCCAUAGGGCCCUCUUGAUUCUUGGGGACUCCUUUCCAAAGCCAUAUUUUGGGGAGACAGACAGGGGCAGGCUUGGGGACCUUGUCUUCCCCCAACUGAGAACUAUGCAAUGGAGUUUCAUGGAAUAGCCUACUUUGUGGGGAUGUAGUCAGGGAAUGGGACAUUCCCCAUACCCAUUUUCCUGGUGGGAGCUGAAUCGUUGAGCUUCCUCAGGCCCUGGCCUCCUUGCCUCGGCACAGUGGGACCAGACCCUCUCCCUGAGUUGGCCUCCUGCAUGCUCCUUCCCUUGGGCCCUCAGGCUCCCAGGCUCCCAUCUGACAUCUGAGCUCUGGCCUGAGAAGAAGAGGUGAGACUUCCUCUUCUCUUUAUCAGGACUGUGGAGGUUUGCGGGUUCAGGGAUUAGAACCAUUACCUCUGAUCUGGCCCCUCAGAGAGGUCCCCACCCUUCACCAGGCCCAACAACGCCCAAAUUCCAAGCUUGGAAUGCUGCCACAGGCUUCAAAGGCUGUGGCCUCAGCAGUGACCUUCCACCCCCAGGCUGUGGCUCAAGAGUGAGGCUGCCUCUCCCAACACACACAAAUAGCACAAACAUUACCCCUCUUCCCUAGCUGCUGGGAAUGGGUCCUCGCAACCCCAUCCUCUACUGGGCCCCCAGCAAACUCUAGCAAUAGCAUCUGCUGCCAUGACAUUAUGCAAAGCCUCUACCCAGUUUGCUGCAGCAUUUACAUCUGCCCUAAUCACAGGGGUCACUUCUCCUCUCUCCUCUGGUAUGCUUCCUUCCUGGGUUGGGCUGGAGUCUGGACUGACUGAGAUAAGCACCUGGCAACCAGCAAGGGCUGGGCCAGGUUUGGAGAUCACGAGCUGAUUCCCUGUUCUUGGGCAGGAGUCCAGAAGCCUCAGGGGCUGAGGCCUGGGUUGUUAUUGAACUCUGGGAGUUGUAGGAGGCAGGAAGAACUUCUUUAUCUUCUCCUCCCCCACAACAUCUGUUCAUGUAUUCCUCUCUCUUCUCCUUCUUGGGUCACCUUCUGGAACUCUGUUUUUGCACUCAGGCUGAUAUCUGGCAUCAUCUCAGGUUCCCUGUCCCCAGCACUGUCCCUGUGGAACUGGUGGCUGACAAAGAUGUAGUUUCCAUCAGUCAAUAAAACCUGAGAGGAGAGAUGAGGAUGA
This is a messenger RNA of Phyllostomus discolor (pale spear-nosed bat), 6190 nucleotides long. RefSeq names its product potassium voltage-gated channel subfamily D member 1 (gene KCND1). The record is from RefSeq and is a predicted model, not a curated record. The coding region runs from base 3058 to 5007 and encodes 649 amino acids. Gene Ontology annotation, molecular function: A-type (transient outward) potassium channel activity; protein binding. NCBI's taxonomy places the organism in Eukaryota, Metazoa, Chordata, Mammalia, Chiroptera, Phyllostomidae. Gene Ontology annotation, biological process: protein homooligomerization; potassium ion transmembrane transport. Gene Ontology annotation, cellular component: voltage-gated potassium channel complex; membrane. The transcript has 6 exons.